UAAAUUCUUUAUAUUUUCUAACUACACUGAAGGUUAUAAGUGUUGUUAGAGAGGGGACAUAUUUACCAUGUGCAGGGCUGCCAGGCAGUGUGUCCAACUCGUUCUUCCGUCAAGAUGGCUGCUCCGAUCAGCAAGAAGAAAAAGUUUGUCAAGGAUGGUGUGUUCAAGGCAGAACUUAACAGGUUCCUUACUAAUGAGUUGGCAGAGGAUGGUUACUCAGGUGUACAGGUUCGCCACACCCCUGCACGAACAGAGAUCAUUAUCCUUGCAACCCGCACACAGAAUGUGCUAGGUGAGAAGGGGCGGCGUAUCAGAGAGUUGACGUCCCUGGUACAAAAACGUUUUGGAUUUGCAGAGGGGUCUGUCGAACUAUAUGCAGAGAAGGUAGCACAGCGUGGUUUGUGUGCAAUUGCACAGGCCGAGUCACUUCGAUAUAAACUUGUGGGAGGUCUCGCAGUCAGGAGAGCAUGUUAUGGUGUGCUCCGGUUCAUCAUGGAAUCUGGCGCUAAGGGUUGUGAAGUUGUGGUGUCUGGUAAGCUCCGAGGACAGCGAGCCAAGAGCAUGAAAUUCACAGAUGGUCUCAUGAUCCAUUCUGGUGAACCUCGGCGUCAUUACGUGGACACUGCAGUUCGUCAUGUACACUUACGCCAAGGUGUGCUGGGUAUAAAGGUGAAGAUCAUGUUGCCAUGGGACCCAACUGGCAAGAAUGGCCCACGUACACCACUUCCUGAUCAUAUCAACAUUGUGGAGCCUAAGGAGGAGUUGAUGCCUGCUGAGCCACAUUCAGAAAACAAGAUGGAGAAGCCUGCAGCUGCUGCUGCUGCCGCUGCAGCUGCUGCAGCGGCUGCUGCUGCUGCUGUUCCUGCCCCAGCACCAGCGCCUGUUCCCACUGAGUUGAUAGAGUGAGGUCUGCCGUCCAAGAUGCACUCCAUUGCUGCACAACCAACUGCUAUAGACUGCUGGAUACCUGAAAAAAUGUAGUAUAAUGGAUGCUAUAAUUUUGUGUAUGGUAAUUAGUUUUCACACAGUUGAGAUUAAUAUAUUGAUGUUAUAUACUGUAUACUUUGAUUUCAGUUCUUUUUCAUAUGGUCCUUGGUAUUUGAAUUUACAAAAGUCAAUAGAACUCAUCUAUAAAAUUUAAGAAUUUGCUAAUUCUUUUGUUUAAAGGUAAAAUUGUGAUUAGUUUCAAGGGUUAUAAAUGGUGGGUACUUACAACAUGACAUAAAUAAUUUUGAUAAAUACUAAAUAAAAGUCAUAGUAGUUGGAGAAA
This is a messenger RNA of Cherax quadricarinatus, 1270 nucleotides long. It is a transcript of the gene RpS3, whose product is annotated as ribosomal protein S3. The record is from RefSeq and is a predicted model, not a curated record. Gene Ontology annotation, biological process: positive regulation of apoptotic signaling pathway; translation. Gene Ontology annotation, molecular function: RNA binding; structural constituent of ribosome. Gene Ontology annotation, cellular component: nucleus; cytosolic small ribosomal subunit. Lineage: Eukaryota; Metazoa; Arthropoda; Malacostraca; Decapoda; Parastacidae.